Molecule: messenger RNA, 4647 nt
Organism: Triticum aestivum (bread wheat)
Lineage: Eukaryota; Viridiplantae; Streptophyta; Magnoliopsida; Poales; Poaceae
Exons: 6
Coding region: 3933-4349 (138 amino acids)
Cellular component (GO): cytoplasm
Molecular function (GO): mRNA binding
Source: RefSeq, a predicted model, not a curated record
UGCAGCCCAACAAAGCUGUCUCGGUUCUCUCUCUCUGAAAAAAACAAAAAGACUAACCAUCUCAGUGCUGUACGACGACGACGCGUGGCGGUCGGCGGCAGCUCAGUGGCGCGGUGGCUCCGGCCGUCGGCUGCGGUGUGCGGAGGCGCCGAGGAGGAUCGAGGAGAAGCAGCGUCGAUGCGGUCGCGACGGAGCGCGCGAGUGGGGUCGGCGCUGGAGCCGCUCGGAUGCCGGCUCCGUCGGCCCAAUCGACGGCGACCGGAUCUAAGCGGCGCCCGCACGCCGCCGAGGGUGAACAAGAAGCCGAAGCGAGGAGCCGAGCCUCCCCGAGCCCAAGCCUCCCUCGUGUCUACUCUAGCGUCCAGGUAGCGCGCCAAAAAGGGCUUCAGGCAGAUCUGCUCCAGGUACCACCCGCCCAACCAAAGCCUCUUUUUACCGCAGCCAUCGUCAGUAUAAAAAUGUGAGAUGCCAUUAUCCUUUUUAGACUUCAAACAGGAAGUUCAAGAUGGGGAUAAAAGGUGAAAUGCUACACUUUAAAAAAAUUAGAGCAAGUGAUAAGGGUGAUGGAAUAUUUUGGGUGGAAUAAAUCGACGAAUUCGGAUUGAGAAAAGGGAAUAAAGGGGCACCAAUAGUGCUCUGCAUGUCUAGAACCUGGAGCUUGAUAAAAAUGUCCUUGUCUUUCAAACAAAACCAUUUUUUCCUAAGCAAUCUCCCAGUGCUCCCAGGUAUAUUGUCUUGUGCAGUGCCGGAUUUUUCUUUUGUCACCGGAUAGUAUCCGUAGCUGUCAAAGCACUGCUUGCUACGCGGAGUUUCCGCUGCAUGGGAUGAAAAUCUGUAUAUGCCGUAGCACGUGCUUUGCACAUGAGCUUCCUCUGAGGGAACAAAGGAAGGAAUAGUAUUCUUUGGGGACACGGGGAACAAUCUUUGCAAAUCAUAAUUGAAUUGGAAUUUUAAGCUUAGAAUCCUUUGCCUUUUUGAGAAAGCAGAGUACCGUUUUAGUUGUAGUAUGGACUGAACUUCACCUUCACCAGAUCAGUACCCAUUCACAGGAAAGAUUUAUUAGAUUAGAUUUUCACCAGUUGGUCAUUGAUUUGAUUUGCCCGUCGACAUCCCAUGGUUGGAUCGACAACGAACAUUGUUUAGUGCAAACAGUAUUUGCAACCGGUAACGUCUUUACCUUUGCACUUCAGUGUGGAGUUGAUUCCUCUGCAAACCAGCAGCGGGAGAAGCAUCGACUCAACCUUGCUCUUGCCCUGCCGUUUAUAGCACUAAAGCAUCCAGGUCAGAAAACCAAAGCUGUAUGGUAGAUGGUAACUGACCGAUUCUCUUCGUUGAAAAGGGAACACCUUGCUGAUGUGUCUACACUUGAUUAAUGUUUUGAUAUUUUUUGAUGGUGGUCAAUCUGGCUAGUGUGGACGCUUGUUCCAAUGAUCUGCAACAGAUCGGUUUCCACAAUAUGCCACACAGAGGAGCAAUUGCCGCAUAAAUAAAUAUGUUAAAUUGCAUGAAAGUAUGUUUAUUCUAGAUUAGAUUGUGAAAAACCCAAAUGAACUUGUAAGUUAGUAGUAGAACUGCCCAGUUGUUGGAAAUCUGUAAAUACAGUGUGCCUUGGUGAAAAACAUACUCCUUUUUUAGAUACGGAAAUCCUUAUCACCAAACUUCUAUCAUUUAUAUUCAUAUAUUACGCUGCAGGUCUUACUUGGUCUCUGAGAAACAGGGUUAUUCAUGUUUCUUCUACUCACGUUUGAGUUCCUGAUGACAACAGAGGGAAAGGAACAGACAUACUUAGGGUAGUCCCGACAGAUCCUUUUCAUGCAAAUAAAACAGUACGGACAGCUGACUAGAAGUGAACAUGGAACCUCUUGAAUUAUUGCGUAAAGGUGUGAUUUGGGAGAAUAUAUGUUGAUCAGAAUAGGUUUUGUGAAUGUCUGUAGGUAAUGCACGUAUGCAGAGAAUCGAUUCUGAAGUGGCUAUAUAUAUUUAACCCCAAUAAUACAAUCUGCCCCUGGCAUAUAAUGCCACUUCCAACUUUAGUACUAUCUUUGGGAGGUUGCACAACAUCUAGAAUGGACAAGACAUACAAACUCUUUAUUAAAUUAAAUUAGUAAAAGGUAAAAUGUUAACUGAAGAGAAUUAGCUUUACCUAUUUUCUUUUCCAGUCUGGAGUUUCAGCUCCAUGCAGCCAUGGCUCCACCCUCUAGCGCUGUUUGAUGCAGAUAGGUCCAGAUAGGAAUGUCUGCUACUUUCUUAAUUUUUAGUUGUGUGAUAAGGUUUUCAAUCAUGCUUUGCCUUGUUUAUCGUGCCUUUCCAAUAAUAUUUUUGUGUGUUGAUGCUGUAGAGAAAUAUUAGAGGGAGUUUGUAGGAAGAGUGUUAUGAUUAGUACUCCAUCUUCACCAAGCAAUUUUGUAAUGGACAGUGAUACAAACCCUGAUGAAGCAUCCAAGGGUUAUUGAGUUUUGAGUUAUGGCUCCAUGGAGCCAAGAAACUUUUUCCUUUUCUUGUUCACUGUUUUCGCUUGAAAUAAUAAGCCUACUAAGUCCUGAGCUACUAGUAUCUUCAUUGAACUGUUAAUUGUCACCAUGAAUCUUGUAGACCAUUUUCUUAAAAGUUACAUGCAUCUAUUUUGGCCUUUCCACUUUUCCAGUUAUUUUUCUGCCUACCAUUGUGCACUACAGAACAGAGGAUGACAAAUAUCCAGCAUAUUGUACUUUUCUCGCAGGAAAAUAUAUUGUUAUACACAGCUGCACGCUUAAUCAGGGAUGCCCAUACAGGAAGCCGGUAACGAAGCUAGAAGCACAUUUACUCUUUACUGAAGUAAUGUGGCAUUUUGGUCUAAGGUGGGGGCACUAGGAUUUUCUAUUAGCCACACAAAGUGUGCAUAACUGCUAGAUCUGCACCUCCCCAGGGAUAAAUUAAAAGACCUUAAACUAACAAUUUCUCUGAAAAAAGAGAGAAAAGGUGGCCAGUAAUAUAUAGCAGAAAACAAGUUACUGAUCAGGCUAUAUUAUUGUGCUGAAUUUGUUGCUCUUGAAUCUUGUAAUAUUCAUGGUGUCGAUUCAGUCUCGAGCUAUUUUUAUGGUCCAACUAAUCAACUGUGUUUGUACUCCCUCCGUUCCUAAAUAUUUGUCUUUUUAGAGAUUUCAAAUGGACUACCACAUACGGAUGUAUAUGGACAUAUUUUAGAGUGUAGAUUCACUCAUUUUUGCUCCGUAUGCAGUCACUUGUUGAAAUCUUUAGAAAGACAAAUAUUUGGAAACGGAGGGAGUAGUAUUUAAGUAACUCUUUAAGCAACAUGCAUGAAAGACUGGUUUAUACUUGCAUGCCCGGUAGACACCAUUCUUACUCUGCAUUUGCCUGCCUGCACAUUUACAACUGAACUGCUGUAGCCCUAGCUUGAAAUUUAGAUCAUAAUUAUAAAACCAGUGAGGUGUCCGUGCCAAUGAAAAGUUGAUUUGUGCGUAUAUACACAAAACAUUUGCCUGAAUUACCUUAAUCAAAUUAUGUUACUGAGACAACUAUUUGAUUUUUGGAGUAGUUAAUUAUAGCGCAAUUACAUUUAUGUUUGGAAGAAUCAGUUAGUACACAUUCAGAAGUAAUAUACCGCGGGGUAGACUCAGGAUGUAACACUAAAAUUCUCCUAUCUUUGGCACCACUUUUCUGUUGCAUUGUGGUCUUUCUUGGUUCUCCCUGUCCUUUUUUCUCCAUUCACCCUUCAAUCCGGAUAGCUCAGUUAGAAAGGCUAGGUCAGAGCAUCUCUGUGCCUCCAAAGCCGCCCUGGAUUCGCAAUUAUUGAGGCGCCUCCACUAUAAAAAGGCAACCAUCCACAAGAAGUAAGAACACAGCGAGCAAGCAAGCAAAGCACACAACAAGGACAAGACAGCAGCUGAGAACCCUAGUACUGAACCAAAAGCCUUCACAGGGGCUUACUGCGAAUGAACACCCAGAGGAAGCCUGGAGACUGGAACUGCAACUCGUGCCAGCACCUCAACUUCAGCCGCCGUGACUUCUGUCAGCGCUGCCGUGCCACGCGCUCGGAUCUGCAGCUCGGAGACGGCCGCUGUAUAGGUGGUGUGCUGACCUCCCUGGACGUUCGCCCAGGUGACUGGUACUGCAAUUGCGGCUACCACAACUUCGCCAGCCGCUCCAGCUGCCUCAAGUGUGGCACCAUCGUGAGGGACUUCCCCGCAGGCCAGGGUGGCACUGGCGCUGCUGAGAGCGGUGGAGUUCGUGCUGGGUGGAAAACUGGUGACUGGAUAUGCACAAGGCCUGGCUGUAAUGUGCACAAUUUUGCAAGCAGAAUUGAGUGCUAUCAUUGCAAUGCACCUAGGGAAGCAGGCACCGGGAAGUAAGGAUCAACCAUGCCGACCGAGAUCGAGAGGCGUGACGCGAUGGCUUAGGACGAGACCAACCAUUGUCACACUCGCAAGCUGCGAUCCAGGAAGAAUAAAACUACAGAGUAGUAUAUAUGAUGUAUUGCCACCUGUUAUACUACUACAACCGUUGCAUGGUUGCGAGGGCAGGAGAAGUUCCCUUAGCUUCCAGAAUGUAACGCGUGCAUGGUAUCGUCGCGCCUCGUUUACGUUGGUCGAGGCGUCGCUCAUAUUGUACGGUUUGGAUUACUUGAAUAAAUAUUCUUAACCAUCCUUA